CCGCCUAGCUGGGGCUGAGCAAGAAUUCGGGGUGACAGCGCGGGGACGGAGACGCCAGGGACCCGUGCAAACGGAGUGGGGAGCGCAGCCCGCCCCACCAUCAUGCCGCGUUCGUUCCUUGUUAAGAGCAAGAAGGCUCACAGUUACCACCAACCGCGCUCCCCGGGACCCGACUAUUCCCUCCAACCGGAGCAGGUCCCGGCGCCAGGCGGAGCAGGUGCNNNNUCGGGCGCCGCGGGGGUGAAGGUGGAGCCGGGGAGCCGUUUGUCUCCCGAGUCGCAGCUGACGGAGACCCCCGACGGAGCCUCCGCGUCCCCCGGCAGCAGCGAGGGCAGCGUCUGCGACCGCAGCUCGGAAUUCGAGGACUUCUGGAGGCCGCCGUCGCCCUCCGUGUCUCCGGCUUCGGAGAAGUCGGUGUGCCCAUCGCUGGACGAAGCUCAGCCCUUCCCCUUGUCCUUCAAGCCCUACUCCUGGAGCGGCCUGGUGGGUUCUGACCUGCGGAAUUUGGUGCAGAGCUACCGGCCGUGCGCGGCCCUGGAGCGCGGCGCAGGCCUGGGCCUCUUCUUGCACGUGCGCAGGUCUCACAGCGGCACGAGGCCCUUUGCGUGUGAGAUAUGCGGCAAGACCUUCGGGCACGCGGUGAGCCUGGAGCAGCACAAAGCCGUGCACUCACAGGAAAGGAGCUUUGACUGUAAGAUCUGUGGCAAGAGCUUUAAGAGGUCAUCGACGUUGUCCACACACCUCCUCAUCCAUUCAGACACCCGGCCCUACCCCUGUCAGUACUGUGGCAAGAGGUUCCAUCAGAAGUCAGACAUGAAAAAACACACCUUCAUCCACACUGGUGAGAAGCCCCACAAGUGCCAGGUGUGCGGCAAGGCCUUCAGCCAGAGCUCCAACCUCAUCACCCACAGCCGCAAGCACACAGGCUUCAAACCUUUCGGCUGCGACUUGUGUGGGAAGGGCUUCCAGAGGAAGGUGGACCUCAGGCGGCACCGGGAGACGCAGCACGGGCUCAAAUGAGUGCCCUGGCGGGCCACACACAAUCACACAACACUAGGGAGGGCGGCCUGCCCACUGGCCAGCAGCCGCUUCUGACUUCUCAGGCCCCCGAGGCUGCAGAUCCUACCUGGGUGAUCCCCCUUCACCUCACAGUCUGGGAGCCCCUAGAGGGGAUGUUACCUUUUCAAGGUUCAUCCAGGAACGGGAUCCAAAUGACUCUGGGUGCCUUGGACACAGGGAACAGCCCCUCGAAAAGUGAAGUCUUAUAUCUUGGGACCCUCUGUCCUGCUCCCAAGACAGGAAGAAGGCCCUUCAGGUUUCUUCACUCCUUCUCCUGCCCCACCCAGACACUUGCGUGGAAAAGGAGGAAUCGCUAUUUACAAGGUGGACACACGUUAAUGCCGUUGUCGUUUUGAAUCAAGAAUGAAGAAGGAGUGUUGGUAUUUUCAUUUUGGGGGGUCCGCUGACCCCUUUCUGUGAGGUGCUGCCUGUAAAUCUUGGAGGAAUCAUUUCUCCCACUUGAAGACGGUUUCAGAAACUGAUUUGGGGAAGUAGUUUCAUACUUUUGAAGUGACAAGACACACUGAACAGCCUGGCCCCAAGAAAGAGUUCAAGAACGGUGGACUUGGUGAUGAGAAGAGAUUAGGGGCCGGCGAAGGCUUCAUGGGGAGGAGGUGAAAGCACAGAGCAGCGCCCUUACAAGAUAGCAUCCAUUCACUCAGCAAAUGUUUGUUGGCCACCGGUUACCAUGGUACCAGGCCCCCGCUGGAUACGGGGGAACCAGAUACUAAGGUCAUGGCCCCGGGCUAACAGUCACACCUCCAGUGGCUGGGUCUGUUCUUUUCCUCCGAAGGAAUUCCGAGAAAAAGCAGAAUCGGGAACCUUCCCUUCUGACCCCUUUGGAUUUUAUCAGCCACAAACAAAAUAUAACUGAACAGAUACUUCAAAGAUGUGUGUGAAUACUCAGUUUUUUACUGUUCAGCUGAAUCUUUUUUUAAAGAUGCCUAAGCUGGCAGGCGUGGGGGAGUGAAGGCUCUGUCUUCAACACUUAGCCCUUCCAUAUGCACCAUACUGUUUAUUUUCCUUUGGUGAGGUUUAUAAAUGUUUUUUAGAUCUUCUGGAGUGCAUUAUGUUUGUUCAUACGUAUUUAUUAGAGUGAUGUUUUAAGUUAAUAAAGUAU
This is a messenger RNA of Myotis davidii, 2179 nucleotides long. RefSeq names its product growth factor independent 1 transcription repressor (gene GFI1). NCBI's taxonomy places the organism in Eukaryota, Metazoa, Chordata, Mammalia, Chiroptera, Vespertilionidae. Gene Ontology annotation, molecular function: RNA polymerase II cis-regulatory region sequence-specific DNA binding; DNA-binding transcription factor activity, RNA polymerase II-specific. The transcript has 6 exons. Gene Ontology annotation, biological process: regulation of transcription by RNA polymerase II. The record is from RefSeq and is a predicted model, not a curated record. Gene Ontology annotation, cellular component: nucleus. Bases 103 to 1020 code for a protein of 305 amino acids.